AUGGACGCCAAGAUGGCUACUGAGAUAUUCAACACUUCCAGCACGCAGCCUGAGCUGUCGCAGCCAUGGGCCCACAAGACUUCCCCGUUGCAAGGUGCCCUACCAGACUUUCUGGCAAAAUGGUCUGCCUGGCAAUACGUCGUGACGUUUUUGGUUGGUUUAGUGCUGUAUGACCAAGUCUUAUACCUCAAGCGAAAGGGUGGCCUACCUGGUCCUACGUUCAAAAUUCCCCUCAUGGGCCCGUUUAUCCAAGCGAUUUAUCCAACUUUCGAUGGCUAUCUUAGACAGUGGGCGAGUGGACCUCUCAGCUGUGUAUCCAUCUUUCACAGAUUUGUCGUCCUCGCCUCCGACCGCGAUCUAGCCCAUAAGGUUUUCAAGUCACCUGCAUACGCCGAGCCAUGCCUUGUACCGGUUGCGAGAGACAUCAUAGGUCACAAAGCAUGGGUAUUUCUUCAAGGUAGAGACCAUGCUGAGUACCGGAGAGGAUUGGUUCCUCUGUUCACUAGCAAGGCUAUAGCCACCUACCUCCCGGUCCAAGAGAAGGUACUGGAUGACUAUUACAACCAGUUCGUUGCCGCUACCAAGGGGAACCAGGGCAAGCCAAUGGCAUUCAUGACGCUGUUCCGCGAGAUCAACUGUGCGCUUUCCUGCCGCACCUUCUUCGGCGAUUACAUAUCCGAUGACCAGGUGAAGAAGAUUGCCGAUGACUUCUACCUUGCUACUGAUGCCCUCGACCUGGUCAAUAUCCCUCUGGCGAUGUACGUCCCGUUUACCAAGACCUGGUUAGGGAAGCGGACGGCCGACGCUGUCCAUCGGGUAUUCGCCGAAUGUGCAGCUAGAUGCAAGGCAAACAUGGCGAAAGGUGCGACGCCCACCUGCAUUGUGGACCAUUGGGUACUCCACAUGAUGGAGUCCAAUCAAUAUCGCGAGAGAGUCGCCGCGGGGGAGACCAACUUAGAGAAACCCAAGAACAUGAUCCGCGAAUUCACGAACGAGGAAAUCUCAGACACGCUUUUCACAUUCCUCUUUGCAUCACAGGAUGCGUCCAGCAGUGCCACAACCUGGCUGUUCCAGAUCCUCGCCCAGCGGCCCGAUGUACUCAACCGAUUGCGGGAAGAGAAUCUGGCCGCGCGGGGUGGUGAUAGAAACAAGCCCUUCGACCUCCCCACGUUAGAAUCCCUCACCUACACAAACGCAGUCAUUAAGGAGCUCCUUCGCUACAAGCCACCUGUCAUCCUCGUUCCCUAUCUUGCAACAAAGGACUUCCCCGUAACGCCCGACUACACCGUACCCAAGGGCGCCAUGAUCAUCCCUUCCUGCUACCCAGCUCUCCACGACCCAGAGGCUUACCCCAACCCCGAUGUCUUCGACCCGGAUCGUUGGAUAACCGGAGACGCCGAGUCCAAGACCAAAAACUGGCUCGUCUUCGGUGCGGGACCGCAUGACUGCCUUGCAAGAAAGUACGUACCGCUAUCCUUAGCAGGUAUGAUUGGAAAAGCGUCGUUAGAGCUCGAUUGGGAACAUCAUCCCACGCCGAGGUCGGAGGAGAUUAGGGUGUUCGCCACACUGUUCCCGAUGGAUGGAUGUAAUCUGGUUUUCAAGAGGCGCCCCUAG
Aspergillus bombycis is the source of this 1614-nucleotide messenger RNA. Its product is annotated as cytochrome P450 61. Bases 1 to 1614 code for a protein of 537 amino acids. The record is from RefSeq and is a predicted model, not a curated record. Gene Ontology annotation, biological process: sterol metabolic process. NCBI's taxonomy places the organism in Eukaryota, Fungi, Ascomycota, Eurotiomycetes, Eurotiales, Aspergillaceae. Gene Ontology annotation, molecular function: monooxygenase activity; iron ion binding; oxidoreductase activity, acting on paired donors, with incorporation or reduction of molecular oxygen. The transcript has 4 exons.